UUUUCAUAGCACCGAUUUCCUACUCAAGUUCCAUGUUAGCAGAAAAAAUGAGUUGGUACCACAAGUUUUGGUACAUUGCCUUUAUAUCUGAUCCGUUCACUAGAUGCCUAAUGCCAAUCACGUGAUGACAAUCCUAAAAAAUGGGCCGGCAACAAUUUGGACGGUUAGGAUUGUCCUAUUAAGGAGAUUUAUGCGAAACCGGCAAUCCACAACAAGGCCAAAAUAGACCGUUGGUGUUGACCAUGGCCCCCACUUGUAGUGUUGUUUUGACCAUUCCCAUUCCUAUAUAAGUUAAGACACUUAAUGAAAAAUGAUCAAAGAGAAUGGUGUCCGAAACGAGAACAAAGAUCCCGGCCGUUGAUUUCUCUGCAGAAGGAUUGGCCCCUGGAAGAGAGGCAUGGGAGAAGCUAAAACCUGAGGUCUUGAAUGCAGUGCAAGAAUACGGAUGCUUUGAGAUUAUAUAUCCAGCCAUCACAAAAAACGAGCGUGGUGAGUUCUUUGGUAGACUCAAACAGCUAUUUGAACUGCCUGUUGAAACAAAACGAAAGAAUUCCUACGGCAAGCCUUUCCAUGGCUACUCUGGCCAGCAUCCAGGUUUCCCAUUGUUUGAGAGUAUGGGAAUCGACGGUGCAGAUGUGUUCCAAGAUGUCCAGACCUUCUCCAACCUCAUGUGGCCUGAGGGGAACUCAGGUUUCAGUGAAACAAUCAACAGCUUUACCAAGAAGUUAGUUGAUUUUGAAAAGAUAGUGAGAAUGAUGAUUUUGGAGAGCUUAGGUGUGGGCAACUACCAUGACUCCCUCACAGACUCCUUGAAGACCCUUCUUCGAGUAAUCCACAACAAGCAGCCGCCCACCAUGUCAGUUUCGGCCCCUGGUAUAGCUCCUCACACAGACAUGAACUUCCUAACUAUACUGUUGCAAGAUGAGGUGAAUGGAAUAGAGAUUCUCACUAAAGAAGGACAAUGGAUCCCAGUGUUCCCUUCCCCCAACUCAUUCACCAUCUUCUGCGGCGAUUCUUUCAUGGCAUGGAGCAAUGGAAGGGUUUGUUCGCCGCUCCAUCAAGUGACCCUGACUGAAAACAAGGAGAGGUUCUCAGCUGGUUUCUUCAUGAUUCCAAAAGCAGGGUGGAUGAUUGAGGCCCCUGAUGAGCUCGUGGAUGAAGAACAUCCCUUGAUUUACAAGCCUUUUGACCACUUUGAUUUCAUCAGGUCUUACUACAAGGAUACUAAAAUACCUGCGCAAGAUGUCCUUAAACAGAUUGCUGGAAUAUGAUGCUUUCGGUUUUUGUUAUGCACUGUGCCGAAAAAGAAAAAAAAACAUAGUGAUAUAAGCCUGUAUACUGUUA
Magnolia sinica is the source of this 1344-nucleotide messenger RNA. Its product is annotated as probable 2-oxoglutarate-dependent dioxygenase AOP1.2. The transcript is spliced from 3 exons. The record is from RefSeq and is a predicted model, not a curated record. NCBI's taxonomy places the organism in Eukaryota, Viridiplantae, Streptophyta, Magnoliopsida, Magnoliales, Magnoliaceae. The coding region runs from base 324 to 1271 and encodes 315 amino acids. Gene Ontology annotation, molecular function: dioxygenase activity.